AUGGGCUUUGUUGCUUUCAACAACUUACCAGCCGAGAUUCGGUCUAUGGUCUGGGCAUACGCCCUACCAGAGCCUCGAGUAUACGAGAUUCUUGACACGCCAUUUUCAACGCUCAAGACCCCGGCCUCUACAGGGCUCAUGUUCUCCAGCAGCUCGCAUGAUGCGCCCCCUGUACUGGCAGCCGUAUGCAGAGAGUCCCGUGCCUUCGUGCUUCGUCGCUACCGGCCACUAACACUCUCCGACACAAUCAAGUACAUCGACCCAAGCCGAGAUAUAAUUCUGCUUCAGCCUUACCUCUUGAUCAAAAGGCUAUUGAGGACUCUUCAUUCUCUCGCAGAGGUGGACUUCAUGAAGAGAGACCUGCGCCAAGUGGCAUUUGGGACAUCCUAUGGAUUCAGCACUGGUAUCUACCACCCCAUACUAAGCGGCAAAGUAUCCAAAAACAAUAUGAAAACGCUUGUGAAAAAGCUCGCAAGGUUCUCCAAAUUAGGGAAAGUUUUAUUUGUUGUUCAUGAGGAAUUCAAGUGUGUCAUCUCAAAUCCCCACAGAGCGGAGUCACAACUUGAGCUGCAGCUUUUAUCCAGCAGCUUUGUGAAGUCCCAAGAAGAUGACCAGUCACGGACUGCUUGGCAUUUUCGUCGGAACGAGAUACUAUAUUAUCCUCUUCACUUUGAAGAAGAGGUGGAAGAGGACGAGCCUGACAUAGAAAAGUCUGUGUUAGAUGGUGAGGAUGACGACGUGGAGCUGAACCGCAAGCCGACGAACGAUGAUUGGAGACGAUUCAAAAGACGAUUCCUGAAAGCUGUACAUUCAACACUGAUGAGAGAGCUACUAGAAAAGCCAAGACGAGAGCACCUUCCUUUCCUGAUCGAAGGCGCAAGUCUCCUAUGGAGAUAUGAAGCAUCAUAA
Fusarium oxysporum Fo47 is the source of this 909-nucleotide messenger RNA. RefSeq names its product 2EXR domain-containing protein. The transcript has a single exon. NCBI's taxonomy places the organism in Eukaryota, Fungi, Ascomycota, Sordariomycetes, Hypocreales, Nectriaceae. The record is from RefSeq and is a predicted model, not a curated record. The coding region runs from base 1 to 909 and encodes 302 amino acids.